AUGUUUUCUCGAUUAUCGAAAGCUGAAAUAUCAGAAAUAGCAUCAGCAAUAAGCACGUCAAAUCAAAAUGUUUUUAUAUUUUUUACAAUAAUGUUUCGAGGAAUUAGUCAAGCAUUCGCAAGUGUACUGUUUGACAUUACUCAACAAAGAGUUUCACAAAUAUUUCAUGAAACAAUUGAGAAAAUGUCACAUGCAUUUGUACCGAAACAUAUCGGUUCUCAAGUUUUUACAAGACAGAACAUUAUUCGCAAUCAUUCUCCAGAAUGGAUAAAAUUAUUAUUACCAAACGCUGUUGUUAUGAUUGAUUCUACAUAUAUUUAUAUACAAAAAUCAUGGAAUUUCAAUAAUCAAAAGAAAAGCUAUUCUCAGCAUAAAGCAAACAAUUUGAUAAAAAUAAUGGCGGUUAUGUUAUUAGAUGGUAAAUGGUUAGAUAUUUAUGAUCCAUAUUAUUCAAAUGGAUACAACAAUGACGAGUUAAUUUGGAAUGCACUUAGUGAUGAUAGUUUGCAGCAAUUUGAAAGUAAAGGUUUAUCUGAUCAAAAGCAACACCUUCAUAGAACAUUCUUAAGAAAUGACAUGUUUAUUGGUGAUAGAGGUUUCACUCAGUGUAAAAGUAAAUGGAAUUUAUAUACACCUGAUUCUACAGGAUGUCCCAGAAAUCCGUAUGGAAAAAAAAUUUGA
Messenger RNA from Rotaria sp. Silwood2, 681 nucleotides. The record is from the annotation of a GenBank genome assembly. NCBI's taxonomy places the organism in Eukaryota, Metazoa, Rotifera, Eurotatoria, Philodinida, Philodinidae.